AUGGAGCCGCAGCUGGACGAAGAGCUGGCCUGGGAUACAGGAUGGACUUGCCCCUCUUGCACCUUGGUGAACGAGUCUGAGGCUCCAAGAUGCGGGGCCUGCAACAGCUUGCGAAGCUCGGUGCGUAACUCGGGGGUCGUGGUUGUGCUCCCCCCGGACAGAAAGCAGAAGCGGCCGGAGGGCGAUGACCAGUGGGCAUGUCCGGCCUGCACGUUGUUGAACGACGAGGCAGAGGACCGCUGUGGGGCCUGUGGCAGCCAGCGCUGGCUCAGCAAGAGGCCCAAGACCGCUGCAGCCGUUCGCGCCGCCCGCCGGGACCUGUCGAGUCUUUCCAGGAAUACCCAAAAAGACACCUCGGGAGGUGGCACUGAUGGCACUCUUGCCGAUAGCAUGCGUGCUGAGGAUCAUGGCAUCUGGGGCGGCCUGGGACCGGAUCGGGAGUUCCUCCCGCUCCCGCCGGCACCGGAACUGCGUGUGGUCUACCGCUCAGCGAAGGACACGGAGGUGGACAUCUUCGCCGAGCUCGGCGAGUCGACCGACAAGACCGACGCGCCGCCCGAGACAGCUGAAGGCGAGCAGCCCAAGAAGCUGGCCGGGGGUGAAGUGGGCGAAGAGGGAGGAGAGGGCACAACCGGCAAAAAUGCCAAAGGUGGGGAAGGCGGAGGAGAGUCGGCCGCUUUGGGCCCUGCCCUGCCCUCAAACCCUUCCCUCUCGCGGCCGGCGUGGCGCAUACAGGGAGCCCCGAUCUUCGCUGGGGACCCGUCCCUGGAGUCCCUGCCUUGUCUGGAGCUGGGCCUCAGCGAAGCCACGGUCUUCGAAGACGCCGUGGGGCGCCUUGCGCUCUCAGGCUUCGAGGUCACCAAGUGCCACUUGGCUCUGGAGGCGGCUGGGGGCGACGAGAACCUGGCCCGACAGUUCCUCUUGGGCCCCGAGCCUUCCACCUUUUGA
Molecule: messenger RNA, 948 nt
Organism: Symbiodinium natans
Lineage: Eukaryota; Dinophyceae; Suessiales; Symbiodiniaceae
Source: the annotation of a GenBank genome assembly